AUGUACCGCCCCACUGGAGCUGGCACUGCCAUCGGCGAGUGCGAGUUCUGUCCUCGCGGGGUGUACGGGGACAGUCCUGGCCUCGUGACCAAGGCGUGCUCGGCUCCGUGUCCAAAGGGGACGUACAACGACAAGCUCGGGGCCAGGAGUAUAUUGGACUGCAAGCCGUGCCCCGCCGGCGUGUACGGGGCGAGCACUGGUCUCACCAAUAGCCAGUGCUCAGGGCCAUGCCCUAACGGCAAGUACAGUAUGGUAGAAGGCUUGCAGUCCAUGAGCGACUGCAUCGACUGUCCGUCGUUCUACCGCGGCCCACAGGGCUACAGAGGCAACGAUAUCACCAUGGACAACGGAGGAGGCUACCCAUGCGACAACUACCUCUACGGCAAGACCAUCGUCAAAGGCCGAGACGCCAACAACGACGCCUGGCUGACAGGAUACCUCUCGGAAGUCAGGCGACCGACUAACGCAGACAUUGUGGACAACACAACACCAUGGUAA
Molecule: messenger RNA, 498 nt
Organism: Phytophthora sojae
Lineage: Eukaryota; Oomycota; Peronosporomycetes; Peronosporales; Peronosporaceae
Exons: 1
Coding region: 1-498 (165 amino acids)
Source: RefSeq, a predicted model, not a curated record